AUGCAAUUGUUUUCACUUGUUUGGGCUAAGAGAAGCUUACAGACGCACGGUCUUAACCUCCGCACCCCAUUAACCGUCUUCCGCCCGCCCAAACCCACAUUCAAAUGCAUUCAGACACUGUGUCAAGGAACCUGGCAAGAGCUUAAAGAAGAUAUUGCUCAUACCAUUUCCAGCUUCUGUUUCUCUUCCAAACACCUUCAACAACUCCAUGCCCGUGCAAUCUCUUUUAGCCUCCAUCACAAUCUUUACAUCUGCAGUCUCUUAAUCUCCAGCUACUGCACAUUCGGCCACUUCGAAACCGCUCGCCGCAUCUUUGAUGACCAAAUCUCGAAACCUUCAAAAACCCUUUUGUGGAAUUCCUUGAUGAGGGGUUAUUUCAAAAAUCAACGGCCCAAAUCAGUCAUCCAAAUUUACCACGAGAUGAUGGAAUCUCCAGCUGAAUGCAUGCCAGAUAACCAGACCUUCAACCUUGUCAUCACUGCCUGCACCAAUCUGUCAGAAUUUGAAUUGGGUUCCCAAAUCCAUGCCCAUGCUCGGAACACGGGACUCCAAUUUGACAUUCUUGUCGGGACUGCCCUCAUCUCCAUGUACUGUAAAGCUGGGGAUCUUGAAAGAGGGCGCUUAUUGUUUGAUGGGAUGCCUGUGAGAGAUGUAGUUUCAUGGAAUGCCAUGAUUGCAGGGUAUGCACAACAAGGGUCGCUUCCUGAGGUUCUACGCCUUUUCCGGAGCAUGAGAUUAGUGCAAGGAAUUCGACCUACAGAGGCCACCAUAGUUAGCUUGGCCUCAGUUUGCGGGGCUUUGGGUUCACUUCAAGACGGAGAGGCUAUCCAUGCCCAUGCAGUUAAGAUUGGAUUUGGAGCUGAUCAAUUCGUCUGUAAUUCUCUGAUGGAAAUGUAUAUAAAAUGCAAUCACUUGAAUUCUGCAUUCAUACUCUUCAACGGGAUGAUAUUAAAGGAUGCUGUUUCAUGGAGUACGAUGAUUGGUGGGUAUGUUCGGAGUAGGCAUUCUAGUGAUGCCCUGAAACUCUUCGAUAAGAUGAUUUUAACUACGAGGAUUCUGCCCACCAGACCCAUCUUGCUUAAUGUGCUUCUUGCAUGUUCUGAUUUGGGUGAUUGGCGACGGGGUGAAAGGAUUUCUAAGGAUUAUAUAAAAUGUAGUGGUAACCAAUUUGAAUCAGAUGCAUGUUUAAUUACUCUUCUUAUAUACAUGUAUGCAAAGUGUGGAAAGAUGGAAACGUCAUUACAGCUCUUGGAGGGAAUUUCUGCAGAGAGGGAGGAGGUGAUCGCAUGGAAUGCUGUCAUCAAAGCUUGCUCGGAGCUCGGAAGAGUUGGUACGGCAUCAAUUUUCUUGCUUGAAAUGCAAAGGAGAGGCAUCAAUCCAGACCCUGUCACCUUCUUAACAUUACUUCCACUGUUUUCUUCAACUGCGUUGCUAAGAAAGGGAAUGGAAGCUCACACUCAUGUUAUUAAAAGAGGUUUCGAACUAGAAAGAUCGAUAGCUCAUUCCCUCAUGGAUAUGUAUGCGAAAUGUGGAAGUAUCGAAGAUUCACGUGAUAUUUUUAAUGCUAUUCCAGAUAAGGAUGUGAUCUCAUGGAGUUUAAUAAUAAAGGGUUAUGGAUGGAAUGGUAAUGGGAAUGAAGCUGUUGAUCUUUUCCGGCUAAUGAAGGAAACAGGAACGAGGCCAAAUCAUAUCACCUUUGUUGCCAUUUUAACUGCUUGUAGCCAUGCAGGUUUUGUGGAGGAGGGAAGGAAGGCGUUCAAAUCUAUGAAAGAGGAGUAUGAGCUAGAACCAGCUAUGGAACAUUAUGCUUGUAUGGUGGGUCUUCUCUGCCGAGCUGGACUUUUGUCAGAGGCAUAUUUGCUGAUGGAAAAUAUGGGAAUAAAGGCAUGCAACAGUGCUAUCCUGUGGGGGACCUUGUUGAAUGCUUGUAGAGAAGAAGAUAAUUUGGUGUUUGGAGAAGAAGCGGCAAGGCAUUUGUUCUUCUUGGAGCCAAAAAGUGCAGCCAAUUACAUAAUGCUUGCUAAAAUCUAUGUCUCAGCAGGACGUGCAGACGACGCCAAUGGUGUGUUAAGAUUAUUGAGAGAGAAGGGUUUGGCAAAGAACCCUGGUUACAGCUGGCUUGAGGGAGGCCAAAGUCUCUUUGACAUCUUUGGUUAA
Messenger RNA from Magnolia sinica, 2157 nucleotides. Its product is annotated as pentatricopeptide repeat-containing protein At3g16610-like. Gene Ontology annotation, biological process: RNA modification. Gene Ontology annotation, molecular function: protein binding; RNA binding. The record is from RefSeq and is a predicted model, not a curated record. The transcript has a single exon. Lineage: Eukaryota; Viridiplantae; Streptophyta; Magnoliopsida; Magnoliales; Magnoliaceae. The coding region runs from base 1 to 2157 and encodes 718 amino acids.